GCGGUGCUGGCUCAGAGCCGCGGGGCCAGCCUGACACGGCCAGGCCGGGACACCUACCAUGGUCCCCGGAGACAACACCGGGGCGCAACCAGUGCACCCCCAACAACCGCAGCCACCAUCGGCGCCGCCAGCGCCUCCCCGGCCCGCGGAGCCACCCUUGCGCCCCGUGCGUCCCGCACCCAAGGCGCGUCCCGUAAGCUCACAUCACUCCGCAGUCAAGGGGCGUCACGGACAGUCGGUGGCCUCGGUAAGAUUAGCGCGGUCCUCAAAGGCGCGCACCGGGUCCCGGGCGCCCUCUUUGCACCAUCCUUCCGCGCCCUCGAAGGAGGAUAUCAAAAAGCGUGCGGAGGAACGGGCCAAAGUCCCGGACAGAUACAGGGACAGCCUCAAGCGCUUUUUCUUCUCGCCCACCGGAGUAUUGAAGAUCCUGAGGCUGGGUCUUGAAAUAGGAGAAUUAGCUUGUUUCAUCAUCGCCCAAGCCCAUGAGUCGUAUAUAGCAAUCACAGUUCUGGAAAUCUGCAUCGUCAUUUUUUUUAUUCUAAUAUAUAUGGUAACCCUUCACCACUUGCUGACUUGUUUACAUUGGCCCUUACUUGAUCUUAUCAACAGUUUCAUUACAGCUGUAUUCCUUUUGAUAGUUGCCAUCUUGGCGAUGCAAGAAAGGAAAAGAAGGCAUUUAUUCUUUAUUGGAGGGUCCCUGUGUCUCGCAGCAACAAUCGUGUGUCUGCUCGAUGCGUUCGUGGUCACCAAGACGAUGAGGACGAACGUGAAAAGGUUCCUGGCAGUCAGAUUCAAGACCACUCGUCCCCCGGAGGACGCGUCCUUCCGGGCGCACCAGCAGAUGCACGUGUCUCUGCCCCCUGACAUCCACGAGGCCCGCCAAUGAGCGGGAUGCUGUCACCAUU
Choloepus didactylus (southern two-toed sloth) is the source of this 905-nucleotide messenger RNA. RefSeq names its product CKLF-like MARVEL transmembrane domain-containing protein 1. Lineage: Eukaryota; Metazoa; Chordata; Mammalia; Pilosa; Megalonychidae. Gene Ontology annotation, cellular component: membrane. The transcript has 4 exons. The coding region runs from base 59 to 886 and encodes 275 amino acids. The record is from RefSeq and is a predicted model, not a curated record.